Messenger RNA from Trematosphaeria pertusa, 1857 nucleotides. Its product is annotated as WD40 repeat-like protein. NCBI's taxonomy places the organism in Eukaryota, Fungi, Ascomycota, Dothideomycetes, Pleosporales, Trematosphaeriaceae. Gene Ontology annotation, cellular component: small-subunit processome. Bases 24 to 1820 code for a protein of 598 amino acids. The record is from RefSeq and is a predicted model, not a curated record. The transcript has a single exon. Gene Ontology annotation, molecular function: snoRNA binding; protein binding.
CGCUGCUUCUCGCUAACACAGCAAUGUCCUCCUUCUUUACAGUACCCGCGUCGCAGCGGAAACGGAAAAGAGCCUUAACCACCUCCACAGCCUCAAAAAAGCGCAAUGUAGCACCGGCUACUUCUCAAUCCACGCGAGCUCCCCGCCGCACCGAACGGGAAGAGUCGAUAUCUGGAAGCGAUAUUUCAGAAGACGAAAAGGGCGCUGGCUUUUUCGAAGACCAGGACGAGUCGGAGACUUCAGCGGACGAGCACGAGACAGCAGCCGAAAAGCGCCUGAGGCUAGCAGAACAGUACCUCGAGAGCAUCAAGAACGAAGUACAGGAAGACGUAGGCUUCGAUGCAGCGGAUGUCGACCGGGACUUGAUCGCCCAAAGGCUGAAGGAAGACGUUGCUGAGACCAAAGGCAAAAUCUACAGGAACAUUGCGGAAGGAUUGGACUUCGAAGAGACCCCACACGUCUUUGGGAAGUCCGGUCUUCAAAAAGCGAUAACAGGAUGUGCGCUCCGGUUACCUUAUGCAUGGACAGUCAGUAAAGACCUCGUAGUGGAGAAGUGGGAAAUUGCAGAUCCGAAAGUAUAUAAUGCGACGGACCCGAGCCAGCGAACGAACAUCACACCGAGAAGAACACCAAAACGAUUGUUCUGGCGGAAAGGGAAUAAGAACAAGAAGGGCGAUAAAGACUAUCUGGGUCACACUGGCGAAAUCAUAUCCAUUGCAGUCUCAGACUCCGGGAAAUUUCUCGCCACCGGAGACAAGCAUGCCCGUCUAAUCAUCUGGGACGCAAACACGUUGACGCCACGCAAGCUUUUCACACGACAUCGAGAUGCCGUGACCUCGCUCUCGUUUCGGAGAGGCACAGAGCAGCUUUUCUCCGGAGGCGCGGAUCGAGCAGUCCUGGUCUGGAGUGCGCCAGAGUCUGCUUACAUUGAAACCCUGCAUGGACACGAAGAUACCGUCGUCGGGGUUGCAGGCGGACUAGAGGUGAACCAAGAAACCUGUGUCAGUGUUGGUGCACGAGACCGUUCUGCAAGAUUAUGGAAAGUGGUUGAAGAAAACCAGCUAGUGUUCCGCAGUGGCACGUCUACGAGACACAAAGGCAUGGACAAGUUGAAGAAGGGCCGAUUUGGCGGCGCGACAAACGAAGAAGAGAAGAUAAACGGAGCUCGCGAUGAUGUCCCUAUUGCGUAUGCUGAAGGAUCCGUAGACUGCGUUGCUCUUCUGGACGCACAACUCUUCGUCACAGGCUCUGACAACGGAGCGCUGUCGCUGUGGGCUGUCAACAGAAAGAAGCCACUGUACACUCUUCCCCUCGCGCAUGGACGCGAUCCUUCCAUCCCACCCGAGGAGAUGUUUGCCGAUGACGACGUAGCAACAUCACGCAAAAGCGGCCCGCGAUUGGCGAGAUACAUCACGGCACUCGCGACAGUGCCCUUUGCCGACUUGAUCUUGACAGCGAGCUGGGAUGGAUGGAUAAGAGCAUGGCGCGUGGGGCCGGACAAGCGCACGAUUGAGCCGAUGGGCAAGGUUGGUCGAAUCCCUGUGGAUGAAGACGAGAGCAUUACUAUGAAUGGCAAUGUAGAUGGUGAGGACGACUCCAUCAUUAUUCGAGGGAUAGUAAAUGGGCUGUCAGCCCAGGAGAGAGGAGAACGCGGCAAGGAAGGCUUGUGCAUUGUGGCCGCCGUCGGAAAGGAGGCCAGGCUAGGGCGUUGGAUGUCUGGAAAGGUUCCGAAUGGGAUCUAUGUGUUCGAAGUGCCGAAGAAGGUUGUUGCCAAUGCCACAACGGAAGCGCUGGGCUCAGAAAACGAGGACAAGGACUAAGGCAAUGCUCGGCUCCUCUCUAUCUAUACCAUGAAUG